Lycium barbarum (goji berry) is the source of this 2808-nucleotide messenger RNA. RefSeq names its product putative late blight resistance protein homolog R1A-10. The transcript is spliced from 3 exons. Gene Ontology annotation, molecular function: ADP binding. The record is from RefSeq and is a predicted model, not a curated record. Bases 466 to 2754 code for a protein of 762 amino acids. NCBI's taxonomy places the organism in Eukaryota, Viridiplantae, Streptophyta, Magnoliopsida, Solanales, Solanaceae. Gene Ontology annotation, biological process: defense response to other organism.
GUUCAUGCAGCGAUUUGCUUUUUCUCUCUUCUCUGACCCGUUAGGAUUUCUUUUUAUUUCUCCGCCAUUGUUGCUCUAUUAAGCUUGAUUGAGCAUCUCAACAGUUACAUGUAGUACUAUUUAUUUGUUUAAUUCGUGAUAAUCCACAACAUCUAUUUAAGUAUUUAUAUCACUCUUCAUAUUUCAACAUUAAAGUCCACCAAAUCUCCUAUACUAUGCUUUCACAUUUCUUAUUUCUCUAAACCCAAAACAAUCAAAUUAAGCAAGCUUGGAGCAACUAAAUCUCCCAGUUGCCACUCCCAAUUGGAAAUUGUUCAACUUGUUUUCUUUCUGCAUUUCUGUUUUCGAAGUGGAAGAACAGUAAAGAAGACAAAUUUCUUCAAUCUUGUUUUUGAAGGUGACCGAGCAAUUAUCUCAAGGAAGUUGGGUUGUAGUUCGUGAAAGACUCCAAUUUGAACAAUUGAUAUGGAGGUUGUUGAGACGUGUGAAAAAAGAACUCUUUCUUCUGUGGAGCCUUCCACCGAACGUAGUUUUCCAUCAAUUGAUGAGGAAGUUGUGGGUUUUGUGGAAGAUGCAGAAAAUCUAAUGAAGAAAUUGACUGGAGGAACAAAGGAUAUGGAUGUCCUCUCAAUCUAUGGAAUGCCAGGACUCGGGAAAACAACUUUGGCCAGGAAAGUGUACAACAAUCCUUCUAUUGUUAAUCACUUUGAUGUUAAAGCAUGGUGUGCUGUUUCGCAAACAUAUAAUGUGAGGACGUUGUUGGUUGAGAUUUUCAAACAAGCAACACAUGAUAAGAGCGAAAUUAAAGAGGACGUUGACAUAGCUGACAAGUUGCAGAAGGCUCUAAAAGGCAGGAGAUACCUCAUCGUACUAGAUGAUAUGUGGCAAGUCGAGGCAUGGGAAGAUCUGGGAAUAUGUUUCCCUAACGGUGAAAAAGGAAGUAGAGUAAUAGUAACAACUCGAAUUGAAGAAGUGGCUAAGAAUCUUCAGCACCGCAGUGAUCCUUAUUCUCUUAGAUUUCUAACAGUUGAAGAGAGUUGGGAAUUAUUGAAGAAGAAAGUAUUUCGAGGAGAGACUUGUCCCUUGAAGCUAGUGGAAGCAGGGUUACAAGUUGCCGAACAUUGUAAGGGAUUGCCUCUUGUCGUCGUCCUGAUUUCUGGAAUUAUUGCGAAAAUGGAAAGAGAAGCGUCCUUGUGGCUCGAGGUUGCAAAUGACUUAAGUUCUUAUGUCUUAGAAGAGCAGAGCAUGAAGGUGAUACAAACAAGUUAUGACCAUUUAGGAAACCACUUAAAGCCUUGCCUUCUUUACAUGGGCUUGUUUCCAGAAGACUUUGAGAUUCUAGUGUAUGAUUUGCUGAAGUUGUGGAUAGCUGAAGAGUUUGUAUUGAAUGCCGAAACAGAGAACAUGGAGGAAGCAUCUAGAGUUUGCUUGAGCAAUCUACUUAAUAGAAGCCUUGUAAUGGUCUCUAGAAAGAAAUUCAAUGGUGAUAUAGAAAGCUGCAUACUUCAUGAUGUAGUGCGUGAGUUUUGCUUGAGAAAACUUACAGAAGAGAAGUUUAUGCAGAUUAUUGUGCCAUACAGUCCAUAUCAGCAUUCAUGUCCUACGGAAUCACGGUUAUGCAUUUAUAUGCAUCAUGAUCUUGAUAAACAAUUAGAUCAUUCUGAUUAUCAGCUGAAUAAGGUUCCAAUGUUCCAGUCUGCCGAGGAAGCAGAGUCUUUGCAGUUAAUUGCUCAUCCAGAAUUCAACAAAUGGGAUAACCGAUCAGAUCCUUUAUCUUUACUUGUUAAGUUAAGAUUUGUUCGGGUGUUGAAUUUGAUGAAGGCGAAAUUGCCAAAUUCUUGGGCUACUGCAAUAUCGUCGUUCCCUCACUUAAGGUACCUUGCACUUUAUGUUGAACAAUUUGAAUUCAAGUGGAUAUCGCACCUACAAAAUCUUCAAACUCUACGGAUUAUACCAAAAAAGAAAUUACACCCACGGGCUGCUAAUUUAUGGGAAAUGAGGAAGCUAAGGCAUGUGAAGAUAGAUGGUUUUUCCUUGGUAUGGGAAGACAAUGACCAGGAAUUUUUUGAAGAAUCUUCACCAACUAUGCUAGAGAACUUGAAGACAUUUGGCACUUAUCAUAUAGAAGACGUGGAUGAUAUGGCUCGAAGAUUCUGGUGGAGGUUUCCGAAUAUUGAAGAACUCAGACUCCGCAUUGAUCAUGUACCUAAGUUUCCUUUGUUUCCCAUAGCGGAAGUUCACACUCGGCUUCUAUCUCUUGUUCUGGUCAUAAGCCCUUUUAGAUUCUGGGAUUCAGUUGGAUGGGAGAGCUACUUUGUCUUCCCUUCAAAUCUUAGGCAUUUGACCAUUGCCGGCUGUUUCUUAACGAAAGAAAUAGUUUCAAACAUCGCAACAUUGCAGAAGCUUGAGAGUCUCGAAUUAGUGCACGGAUUUAAUUGGAAGGAAGAAUACCAGUGCUGGGACGUCACAGAUGUUGUGUUCCCUGCACUCAAAUACUUGAAAUUAGAAGCUGUGAGGAUGGAUGAAUGGAAAGCUUCAGAGGAAUCCUUUCCUGUGCUUGAGAAGCUAUAUAUAAAAUGUGGUUACUCCUACAAGGAGAUCCCUCCUAGCUUUGUGGAUGUUCCAACACUACGGUUUAUUGAACUGGAUGACUGCAUUGAUUCACUUUGGGAUUCAGCUAUGAAUAUUAAAAAAGAAAUAGAAGAGUACACUGGAUGUGACCGUCUCCAAGUUUCUUUAAUUUCUUGCAUCUGAUAUGGAAAACAAUUUUUUUAGUAAUUUGUGUCUUGCCGCAUAAUACUACUCUCU